GCCUGUAUCAUGUGCAGCCUGCAGGUCAGCCUCACAGAAGAGUCCGUGACAUCGGUCACGACGGACAUGGGAGAAGUCACCCGAAAUGACUGGCGGAGGGAGAGGGAGAAGUUUUAGUCAUGAUGUCACGGAAGGUCGCAGUCCCCCCUCGUCCGGACCAUCGUUUAAAAGGCCAUCACUUCUUAGCCGACUUCGUCCUUCCGAGGAAUUUCCAGCUCGCCCAUAUCAUCCCCUCCAUCCCUCCUCAUUUUGCCCCUCGUCUCGUGGCCUCCUUCCCCCCCGACCCCACGUCUCGCCCUCACUGUUGUCCCGCAUCACACGACCCCGACGACCACAGACUAAACCAUCUUUGCCAUGGCAGUCAUGCUCUAUGUACAAGGCGUGCCCAUUGGGUACAUGGCCAUUGCUUUAGCCAUUUUGGCAUCAAUGGGAGGGUUCAUCUUCGGUUAUGACACAGGUCAAAUCUCAGAUAUUCUCAUCAUGGACGACUUCAAGCUACGGUUCGCGACAUGUUCCACGCCCGGCGAUGCCAAUACAUGCAACUUCACCAUUGUCCGCGAGGGUUUGAUCGUCGCGCUGCUUAGCAUUGGUACCCUCUUUGGUUCGCUGAUCGGUGCACCGACCGCGGAUUACCUCGGACGUCGGUAUGCAAUGUCUGUAGAGUGUCUCGUCUUUGCCGUCGGCGUCGUCAUCCAGAUCACGACGACGCACACCUGGCAACAGUUCGCUGUCGGACGUCUGAUUUCUGGUCUGGGUGUCGGCUCGCUGAGUGCGGCGGUCCCCAUGUACCAGGCGGAGACUGCCCCCAGCCAAAUUCGUGGAACACUCACGGCAACGUACCAGCUCUUCAUCACGUUCGGUAUUCUAGUCGCGUACUGCAUCUCCAUUGGUGCGCGCGACAUCUCCGGCUCCGGCUCAUGGCGCACAGUCGUCGGCAUUUCAUUUGUGUGGCCCGCGAUUCUGGGCAUUGGCAUCCUGUUCAUGCCUGAGUCUCCGCGUUGGCUCACGAGCAAGGGCAGAUACGACGAAGCCCGCAACUCACUCGCGUCUAGCCGUGGCGUACCCCGUGCGGAGGCUGUCGACCACUUCAUUAUCACCCGCGAGCUUGAGGAGAUGCGUGAGGCGGUCGAGUACGAGAAGAACGUUCAAACUGGCUGGCUGGACUGCUUCACCGUUGAGCGCAAGCAACUCUACCGGACACUUCUGAUCUCGACACUUCAGAUGUUCCAGCAGCUCACGGGUGCCAACUAUUUCUUCUACUACGGUGCAACGAUCUUCCAGUCUGUUGGUAUCUCGGAUUCGUACGUCACCCAGAUUAUUCUGGGUGCUGUCAACUUUGGUUGCACGUUCCUUGGUCUAUACGUCAUGGAGAAGUUCGGUCGUCGUUACCCGCUCAUCAUCGGUGGUGUCUGGCAGUCAUGCUGGCUGUUCGUGUUCGCCGCAGCCGGCACAGCGAAAGACCCCACGACGAACGAGAGUAUUGGCAAGCUCAUGAUCGUCUCCGCCUGCCUCUUCAUUCUCGGCUACGCGUCAACCUGGGCCCCGGGUAUCUGGAUUCUCGUCGGCGAGACGUUCCCGACGCGCACGCGUGCGAAGCAGGCUGCUAUCUCCACAGCCAGCAACUGGCUAUGGAACUUCCUCCUCGCGUUCUUCACGCCGUUCAUCGUCAAGGCGAUCAAGUUCCGAUACGGGUUCGUCUUCGCCGCGUGCAAUCUCACGGGCGCGGUCAUCGUGUACUUCUUCCUGUACGAGUCCUCUGACCUGUCGCUCGAGAGCGUCGACAUGAUGUACUCUGACCCAUACUGCAAGCCAUGGACCUCGCGUUCUUGGGCACCGCCGGGCUUCUCGUCGCGCGCAGAUCUCGUCGAGCAGAGUCGCGCAGCAGAGGCACACAAGCCGCUCGCCACCGAGGAGCGCAUUGAAAAGACGGGCGAGGGGCCGCAGAAGGUAUAGGCGUGGGUUGUCUUGGGUUCCCUGGUGUGUUCAAUGUGUCCGGUGCCGAUGAAAACAUUAUGUUUCCGCACAAACACAAGUCUUCGCGUUGUGUGCAAUGAUCUUUGUAGCAUUAUUAUCUACCUAAUUGACGGAUGUACGAUACUGUAUUGCUUUACGACGAUGUGUGUUCUGUAGACGUUACCUUACGUCUAACAUGACACAGUACUGGUUUCA
Molecule: messenger RNA, 2169 nt
Organism: Postia placenta MAD-698-R-SB12
Lineage: Eukaryota; Fungi; Basidiomycota; Agaricomycetes; Polyporales; Adustoporiaceae
Exons: 9
Coding region: 355-1953 (532 amino acids)
Biological process (GO): transmembrane transport; carbohydrate transport
Cellular component (GO): membrane
Molecular function (GO): carbohydrate:proton symporter activity
Source: RefSeq, a predicted model, not a curated record